Molecule: messenger RNA, 2009 nt
Organism: Dendrobium catenatum
Lineage: Eukaryota; Viridiplantae; Streptophyta; Magnoliopsida; Asparagales; Orchidaceae
Product: putative ion channel POLLUX-like 2
Exons: 13
Coding region: 552-1796 (414 amino acids)
Biological process (GO): monoatomic ion transport
Source: RefSeq, a predicted model, not a curated record
ACUUUAUAAAUAGCAAAGUUUUAAGUUUUGUACUCGUAAUUCUUCUUAUUUAUUUUCUAAGGAGAGUCAUUUGAUUAUUUUUUUCUCAUGUUUAGGCUUUCAUAAUAUGUUGGGGCCCCAAUAUUUUUUUCUAAAUUUAUGCAAGUUGAACUUGAAUUGAGAUGCCUUGAUCAUUCUUUGAUUGUGAUUCUGUUGGUUGUCAUUAGCUCCAGCCAGGUAUAGAGAGCUGAGGAUUGUUCUCAUGAAUUAGCAUCGUGUGCGAGAAGAAAUGCCUAUUACGCUCUGAGGAUGAAAUUGGCUAUAAUUUUAUAUUUUUCUCUUGCGGAUUUGUUGUUGCCUCAAAAAAAAAAAAAGAUGCCCAAUAAACGAUUUAUCAUUAUUUCUAGGAAAAUGCCCUGCAAAAUAUUUGCAUUUAGCAUUUUCUUUUGGUUAUAGUUCCACAAUUUUAACAUUCUUGAAAAUUCUUUCAUCUCAAACUGCUGCAGGCCUCAAAUUCUGGCACAUGUGAUCUUUUGAAAUCAAUCACAGGUGUAAAUGUUGAGCCAGUGGAAAUGGUUGCAUCCAAACUGUUUGUUCAAUGCUCACGGCAGAAGGAGCUCUUGAAAAUUUAUCGACAUCUUCUUAAUUAUCGUAAAAAUGUAUUCAAUCUCUGCACUUUGUCAAAUUUAGUUGGACUGCAGUAUAAGCAUGUUAGACGCGGAGUUAAGGAGGGAGUUGUUUGUGGUCUCUUUAGGUCUGGGAAAGUAAAUUUCCACCCAAGUGAUGAAGAAGAAAUCAGAGAGACUGAUAAAAUUUUGCUCAUAGCACCUGUUUAUGUGAAACAAAAACCACAAAUUUUGCUCCCUCAAACGACUUCUGUGGAGUCUGCUGCUUCUGGAGAUGGGAAGGUUGCAGAGGAUGGAAGCUCAUCUAUGUUACUAGACUUGAGGAAAGCACGCUUUGACAGGAUUGUAAAGCGACCUUCAAAAUCAACGUCCAAGGCAAGUGAUUGGAAUCAUGGACCCAAAGAAUGCAUCCUUAUGGUUGGAUGGAGACCAAAUGCUUAUGACAUGAUCAAGGAAUACGAUAGUUAUCUUGGGCCUGGUAGUAUAGUGGAAAUCCUCUCCGAGGCUACCAUCAGUGAAAGGAGCAGAACAGUAGAUACUACGGUACCUAGUCAAUUGAAAAAUAUUAAAGUUCAUCAUAGGGUUGGGAGUCCCAUGAACUAUGAAACAUUGAAGGAAGCUAUUUUGAGCAUCAGGAAUGCAUUCAAGGAUUCAAAAGAUAUUCCAUUAUCAGUUGUGGUAAUAUCUGAUAGAGCAUGGUUAGCCAGAGAUCCAUCCGAAGCUGACAAGCAUUCAGCAUAUACCCUUCUCCUUGCUGAAAGUAUUUGCAAUAAGUAUGGCAUUAAGGUUGAUAACCUGGUGGCAGAGAUUGUUGAGACGAGACUGGGAAAACAAAUUUCAAGAAUACGGCCAUCACUAUGUUUCAUAGGGGCUGAGGAGGUGAUGAGUCUGGUAACUGCUCAAGUGGCUGAGUGUCGUGAACUAAAUGAGGUCUGGAAAAACAUUCUAAACGCUGAAGGGGACGAGAUAUACCAAAAGGAAAUUGGUUUCUACAUGAAGAAUGGCGAGACCCCAUCAUUUAUGGAGCUUUCUGAGAGAGCCAUUUUACGUCGUGAAGUUCCAAUUGGUUAUGUCAAAGGAAAUAAGCUGGUCAUAAAUCCAAGCAACAAGUCAGAGCCACUCUCCUUUGAUGUGACCGAUUCACUCAUCGUAAUCUCUGAGCUUGAAGGCCAGCAGCCAAUAGUUUCCUAAGAUGUAAGUUUUGAUUACUUUUUAAGAGCUAAAUUUCAAGACACCAUUGUUAUCUCCAUACAGGCUUGCGUGUUUCAUAGAAAGUGUAAAUACAAGCAAUAAAAUAUUGCAAUUCGUACUGCCUUAUCUGUAAGUACAACUAUUGCUAACUUUCAGAUCAUGUGAGGAUAAUUCUUUCAUAAUUUGUUAUAUUGGGACAGCUAAAUUCCCUCA